ACUGAAAUGGAUAGUGAGACGCAAGGCGCUUCGCAGGCUCCGAGCACGACAGAUCCAGAGGCCAUGGCGGUGAGACGCCUGGAGCUGGAGCUGGAAAAGGUGCGCCUACAGCUAGAGUGCGAGCGCAUUGCUCUACGGAGAGUGGAGCUCGAGCAGUCGAGCAGGCCGCCUUCGGUGUCGGAAGGAAGCGAUCGGCGCGGUGCCAUCACGGAUGGAAUAGCACAAUGUGCUAAAGUGCUUAAGGCAUACCGGUUGCCGUGUGACGCUGACGUUCCGAUAUGGUUUGAUGAGGUCGAAAAGUUGUUUGCAUCUUUUCAAGUACCAGAACACAGCCGGGUACAUUUGAUCAUGCCGGCGCUGGCCGAGCGGGUUCGUUAUCUGUUGCGUGGCCUCAAUGACGAGGAAUGUACAGAUUAUGAUACUGUAAAGAAGGCGGUAUUAGAUGAACUUAAGCUCACGCCAGCUAAAUACUUGGAGAGGUUUGAAAAGGUUUCUAAACGAAAGGAGGAAACUUGGGCUCAGUUCGCGUCCCGCGCUAGAACCUAUUUGGCCUAUUACCUUCAGUCUCGCACUGCAAACACCAAAGAAGCUAUGACGGAGCUUAUGGUCGCUGACCGUAUGAAAGCUAGUCUAAGCUCAGAAGCCCUAGAAUAUGUUCUUUUGCGGGAAGGCGAAGAUUGGUUUAAGCCAGUGGAGGUGGCGAAAGUGCUCGAGACUUUCGAGCAAGCUAAAGGGAAAGGACGAGCAACUAAGCUAGCCUCAACAGCCUCAUUGCCGCAGCACGCAAAACUAGCUGGCCCGCAGAGGACAAAUUUAAGAUGCCACGUGUGUCAUAUACAGGGUCACCUAGCCAGAGACUGCCCAAAAGCUUCAGAUAAAGAACCGCAGGGGAAGCCACCGACUGUGCAAAAACAAAGGGUACAGAAGGUUGCUGUUGUAAGUGAAGAACCUCCACCAGAGCAAGAAAGGGUGCUAAGCGCUAGAGUACAUGUCGUAGCUCAAAAUGCUAGCUCGGGGAGGUCGAAGCUGGACCUAAUCCCUAUCAUGUGCGGGGAUAUAGCAACGGAAGCUGUGUUGGACACAGGUAGUGAGAUAACGGUAGUCCGUAAAAGUAUGUUGCCCAUCGAUUUACAGGAGCCAUCACGAACAGUAAGACUUGAGUCGGCAUUCGGAAACACCAUUCGAGCUAAGCUAGCUACGCUGCCCGUAGGCAUGCAUCGCCCGGGGGCUGUGAUACAACCGCAGAGGAUCGAUCUGGUGUGCGCGGUUACCGACGAACUUGCAAACGGGGUUGACUGCCUGCUGUCAAAGGAAGAUUGGGAACUACUACGGGCGCAGGAAAAAGAGGAGUUUGGAGAGGAAAAUAUUCCGCGGGCAGGGGUCCGAUCAGUCGAAAUGGUCGAUAACACUGAGCCGGACUGCGGUCUAAGUUGCGAAGAAACGACAGAUGAAAUCCCUAAAUUGCAAGGGAAUAGUUUGAUGCAGGAUGUCAAUGGGGUGCCCAGUCAGCGGGAGCUAGAACUAACCGAGAGUGUAGCUGAGUUGACAGGCACCGAGUGCCAGAGCAAAUAUGCUCUAGUUUACGAUAGGAGGGCACGGACAAAAGAAUUUAAUGUCGGGGACCAAGUACUCCUCUUUGACACAGGUUGGGCACUCAAGAAAUUUGACUACUGGCUUUUCGGAGCAGUGGUGAAUGUUGUCUCUGAUCAUAACCCACUGUCAUAUUUGACAACCAGCACCCCCCAGGGGGCCAAGUUAGCAAGAUGGGCGCUUUCACUACAGCGCUACAAUGUAACGGUGCGUCACCGGAAAGGAACAUGUAACGCCAAUGCUGAUGCAUUGUCAAGGCUCUCGAAUCGUUCGUGGGAGCCAAUCGAGUAAAGAGCAGGAAAGAAAGGAUAGACAGAAACAGCCAUGCCAGCUGGGACAGGCGUGAAUGUUCCCGUUCACCCGAAGGAUGUGUGCGUGGGACAGUUCAGCCUUGGUGGAACUUUCUGUGGCUGUUGUCGUCUAUGUGUGUGAGGGUUAUAAGACUAUGGACAUACUAUGUAUAUAACCUGCAUAUGUUACUUUACUGCUGUUGUGCCGUGCAGUGCGUUGGAGUGUUCCUGUACAUACAUGAGUGUUUCUUUUGCAUGCUCACUGUCAUGAAUGUGUUGAGCUUUCGCCUUUUUUUUUUUGUCUCUGAGAGAAAAUUGUUUUUUUUCUGUGGUCCUUUCAGUUAAUUUCCCUGUUCCUUACGGACUCCGCAGCACCCGUGUUGGGCAGCGUAUGUCGAUUUUCUUUGACGACGGAACCUUCAGAGCCUAAAUCUUAUGAUACAGCGCCCUUUGGCUCUUGUAGUAUAGCUGGGAACAUCGUAAGCCCAGUAUACUCUUUAGGAGGGACGUGUAAGGUCGCUCUGAUUGUUCGGCUUCUUAAGUCUCACGAAUCGGCCUCGUGCUUUGUGUAUAGAGAGGGGGUUCACUUCCCCCCAUGUCAGCGGGGCGACAGUUGCUGUGUUAUGCGGGGUCACAGGCAACGCGCGGGGUUUGGUGACGCAUCGCGGCAGGUGCCAGGCGGGCGUGUGCCGAUUGCUGGAAGUCAGUAUUGUGCGCACGAUGUUCGCAGUCCGCCGACGGGUCACACAGACCAGCCUUAAAACGAACCGCUGUACAAAAGGUAUUGUGAGCCUGGCGCCCGAGUCCCUGACUAAUUGGAGGCGCCGCCGAGGUUAAGAAGGACUUAGCAACUCUGACUCCGUGCUGCAUGCAGUGAGCAUGGACCUA
Molecule: messenger RNA, 2768 nt
Organism: Dermacentor albipictus
Lineage: Eukaryota; Metazoa; Arthropoda; Arachnida; Ixodida; Ixodidae
Source: RefSeq, a predicted model, not a curated record